AUGGAUACCACCAAGCUGCCCACCAUUAUCAUCGCCGACCCUCCCUUCCAUGAUCCCUCUAAUUGUGCAGAUCUAGUGAUCCGUACAGCAGACAAUGUCGACUUCUUCGUCCUCAAGGUACUCUUAUCAUUGGAUUCCCCUUCGUCUUUCUUCCGGCACGUGUUGCAGGCGAGCCAUCAUACAGAGGAACGAGAUAAUCUUCCUGUACUGGAGGUCAAAGAGGACAGCAGCAUAUUCAGGAUCCUCCUCUUCUUCUGCUACCCAUACAAAAUCCCCGAGAUAAGGGAUUUUAAGCAGUUCACCGACGUCGGAACAGCACUGGAGAAGUAUUGCAUCGACAACGCUUUUGAGCGAUUCAUCGAGGCCGUGUUGGCGUCUUCUGUGAUCAAAGAGCAGCCCGCACGGGUGUUCUCGGUGGCAGUCGGCAAUGGAUGGAAGAAGUUGGCCGAGACGGCAAUGAGGAACACACUUGCUAUACCUUUGGAGCCGGAAGUUGAGUUCGAAGAGUUCAGAAAUAUGAACGCCCUGCAACAUUUUCGUCUCCGGGAUUAUCACAGAAAAUGUGGAAAGGCUGUACAGGAUUUGAACAUAAAGGAAAAGGAGCAAUUUUCCACGAAUGCCAGCAUGGGGCAUGCCCAAUUCGUGUCAAUGGUGUCACAAGUCGAUGUCAUUUUCAAUCCUGACAGCAUCAAGGAACCUCUACUUCCAGAUAUCGCUCUGGAUGAGGAUAUCAUCCAACGGACCAUUGCAGCAAGUAUUUCAGAGUGCAGUAGCGACGAGUGGGCCGAAAUCGCGGCUAGCAAGGUUCGUCUGCUUGGGAAACUGCUGGCGAAGGAGAUCGAUGAACGUAUUUCAGCGGUACCUUUGAACAUGGAAUGGACGAAGUGA
Messenger RNA from Desarmillaria tabescens, 888 nucleotides. RefSeq lists its product as uncharacterized. NCBI's taxonomy places the organism in Eukaryota, Fungi, Basidiomycota, Agaricomycetes, Agaricales, Physalacriaceae. Bases 1 to 888 code for a protein of 295 amino acids. Gene Ontology annotation, molecular function: protein binding. The record is from RefSeq and is a predicted model, not a curated record. The transcript has 4 exons.